Messenger RNA from Penaeus monodon (black tiger shrimp), 1514 nucleotides. RefSeq names its product vascular endothelial growth factor receptor 3-like. NCBI's taxonomy places the organism in Eukaryota, Metazoa, Arthropoda, Malacostraca, Decapoda, Penaeidae. Gene Ontology annotation, cellular component: signaling receptor complex. Bases 88 to 1185 code for a protein of 365 amino acids. Gene Ontology annotation, biological process: positive regulation of kinase activity; protein phosphorylation; cell surface receptor protein tyrosine kinase signaling pathway. The record is from RefSeq and is a predicted model, not a curated record. The transcript has 8 exons. Gene Ontology annotation, molecular function: transmembrane receptor protein tyrosine kinase activity; ATP binding.
ACCUUUUUCCAAGCGCGGUGCUUCGUAGAACCAAAUGGAACUGCGUAGCGCAGAUUGCGGGUCGCCUGGAUUCAGCGUCGCGGUGACAUGCGUACGUUCGGGGACCCACAUUCCGCCAGACGCAUGUUCCUAGAACUACGGUCAUAUGCUAACAAGGAAGCUAAGAUUCUUCAGAUGUUUCAAAAUUUUGGCAAGAAGAGAUUGUGGAAGGUGGGAGACCCAGAUCCUCAGAAGGAAUAUGACAGAUGUGUCCAAGGGGCAAAACUGGAGGUCUCGAGAAACAACAUAUGCAUUGGUAAACAACUUGGCACUGGAACCUAUGGUCCUUCUUUCAAGGCCAAAUUGACAGACCACCAUAGUGGGUCUUCAGAUAUUGUGGUUAAAAAGCAUAAGAUUCCAAAGGAUAGGUGCACUGGUCAUGAGGUCUUUGAAGAACUCAGAGUGAGGCUACACAUUGGAAAACAUGUUAACAUUGUUAAUUUGAUUGGGGUCAACACUUUGAAUAUUUCCAAAGGUAAACUGUGGAUGCUCUUAGAAUACUGUGAGUUAGACAUCUUGUCCUUUCUGCGAAGGAACCACAGUCGCUACAAAGAGGAGGGGCAUGGAAGUUCAGCAACAAGACAGCAUGAUAAUGAUCCAGAAUCCAGUGUUGUUAGCAAAAUUCCAAGUAUACAUAAAGAUUUAGACAGAAGAUGUCUUUUGCUGUGGGGAUGGCAGGCAGCAGAAGGCAUGGAUUUCUUAGCAAGUAAAAGUGUUGUGCAUGGAAGUUUAUGUGCUGCAAACUUACUACUUACAAGUAAUGGUACUGUAAAAGUGACUGGGUUUGAAAGACCACAGGAGAUAUACAUAGAUACGGAACACAUAAUUAGAGAUGAGAUCUCCCUGUCAUUAAAGUGGAUGGCAACAGAGACUCUAAGUGAUAGAACAUUUAGUAUCAAGAGUGACAUUUGGGCUUAUGGUAUUGUUCUUUGGGAAAUAUUUUCUCUUGGUUCGACUCCAUAUCCAGGCAUGUCUGUAACAACAGACUUCAUUGACAAGUUAAUAAAUGGUUUGCGCAAUGAAAAGCCAAAAUGUGCCAAGGACACUGAGUAUAAUUUGAUGUUGGCUUGCUGGGAGCAUGACCCACUAUCAAGACCUACUUAUUCUGAAAUUAUACACCAGCUACAAGAGGUUUUAGAAAAGUAGUGUACUCUGAGACAGUCCUGCAGAGCUGACAUUCUCCAUUGGUGUUCAUCAGGAUACAGGAAGAUUCAUAUAAUGCCUGGUAUAAGGAAUUCUCUCUCUUAAUAGCUAAGGUCUCUUGCAAUCAGGUUAUCAAUGAGUUAUGUAGAUGUCUGAAGAGGUUAAAGAAUAUCAAAUUUAGAGGUAAACAUCUAGACAUAUUUGUGUUUUUCAGGUUACUUUAGGUGUGAAUUACAGAAUUUAUGCAAUGAAUGUGUUAAACAUAAUAUGGAAACUGGCUGGAAAAGGAGGCUAGACUUGUAAACCUACAGUAAAGUGAAAAAGAAAAUAUA